This is a messenger RNA of Lytechinus pictus (painted urchin), 3521 nucleotides long. RefSeq lists its product as uncharacterized. Gene Ontology annotation, molecular function: zinc ion binding. NCBI's taxonomy places the organism in Eukaryota, Metazoa, Echinodermata, Echinoidea, Temnopleuroida, Toxopneustidae. The record is from RefSeq and is a predicted model, not a curated record. The coding region runs from base 222 to 1940 and encodes 572 amino acids. The transcript is spliced from 2 exons.
GCUUGUUAGCUUUAUUAUGAUACGUAGAGGUGUAUUACAUCAACCGCUCGACAGAACAUAAGGUUCACCAGUGCUAUGGAGUUUGUGUCAGUUCCUGUUGAUAAAAUUGGAAACUGUAUGCUUCAAAAUCAAGGGUGACGAGCUGAGCCUUCUGACAAGUCCAAAACUCCCGGUGUCCUGGCCUACAAUUCUGGUCAGAGUAACGACUUUCAUAAACUAAGAUGGCCAUGGCGUUUUCUGAAGAAACGACUGAUUUCCGCUGCCAAAUGUGCACAAACGACGAUUGCAGCGAAACUGUAGCAAACUAUACCCUCAACAGCAUUAGGAAAAACCUCUGCAAUGGAUGCGCUAAGAAAUGCCAACAAAACAUCGUCACCGAUAAGGUCCUCAACAAGUGGACUUGCCACAAGCACCACACAAGGAGAGCCGAAAUCUUUUGCGAAGACCAUCAGAGUAUCAUUUGCCACAACUGCGCAACAACGUCACACAAGCCUUGUGACAUAAGAGAAGUGGAAGAAAUUCUGGAUGAACGGAGAUGUAAGUUGCAGCGGAUGAUUGAAGAGACGAAGCAACUUGGGAAAUCCGAAGCGUCAGUUGAAAAGCUUGUCGCAGAAGCAUCAACACAUCUUGCAAAGGUCGAGGUAAAGAUGCAAGAGGCAAUUCACGAGGCGAUUGAAUACGUUGAAGAGGAAGGAAAGCAGACUUUGGAGUCGAUCAAUAAAGAAGCCGAUAGAGAGAUUGAACAAAUCAACAUCAGGAGAGCAGUAAGAUUGAAGAAGAACCUUGCCGUCAUCGACCAAGGAAGGCAGGAUAUCUUAAAGAGACAGUGCAUUUUACAGGACGAACUGCAGUUGCUUAUGGGAAAACUGAAUGACUGUGCGAAAACGUGUUUGAAGAAUCAAAGCUCUGCAAUCGAAAAUUCGCGAAUGAAGGCCGAAACACUUAUUAAAAAUGAGAUCUUGUUGCUUAAAAACUAUUCGGAAGUGGAAGGUGAGAUGAUGCAAAGUCUUCAAAAAGACAACGUCGAGCGUUUGGCCCUACCGAUAGUAGAGAAAGCACGACAAGUCAAUUUCGAAAGAGAGUCGGGACCAAAUCUCGGUAUAUUGCAGGGACUGGAUGGAAGUUGGGUUCUUAAGCCAUCGCUUACCGUUGAUAUCAGUGAGCCUGCCUUGGUCGGGUUUACCAACAAAAAAAACGUCAUUGUAAUCGACAAGAGAAGCGAUUCCCUCGUUCUGGUUGACUUCCAGGAACAGCAAGCAUGUAAAGUCGUGAACGGUGAAUUUCCUCGAAACAUCUACAGACUGGCUCUUCUCGAUGAUGAGAAGGUUGCUUGUGGAACAACUGACGGAUCGUUGUUCAUCUUCCAGAAACAAACAUGGGAAUUUAUCGAGAGAGUCCCUUUAUAUCUAGGCACGCCUGUGAUUCUUGCUGUUGAUAACGUAUCUCGCAACCGACGAAUUUUGGCAGUUGCUCAAGGGGAAUGUAUCAUUAACAUCGUCAGCCAAGAGAGUAACGAAGUAACAUCUUCUGUUUCUGUCAAAGACACACCAAUUAUUGACAUCGCUGUACUUUGGCAAGGGGACAUUGUUGUCCGUACUCGCUGUGCUUCAGGAGACGACCUUGCAGUUCUUAAUCGCAACGAUUUCACAGUGACAUCUGUCACACAUUUCCAUGACAAGUAUCUCCGAAGCAUCACGGCUGAUCAAGGAAGAGACGCCCUCUACAUCCGACAUUUUGAUCCCAAUCGUCAGAAGUGUUCUGUUGAAGAGAUGCGUCUAAUGGAUGGCAAACUGACGUCUGUGGGGAGUAUCUUAGAGUUCUCUCCUUUGAAGAAUAAGUGGCCAAUGAUCAGUGCCGACUGUUGUGCCCCUGAGCAGGGGAAGCUUGUGCUUCUCCGGGGGAAGCAGAUCAUGGUGUAUACGAAAAGAUUCCUUACCUAGGAAAAGUGAAUGCUAAAUCACAGUGAAAAAUUAUAAUUACUAUAAAAAGAUGAAGGUGUCAAACAAUACUAUUCUUUGAUAUUUCAUAUUGUAAAGCGCUUAGGGUAUAAUGGGAAGGCGUCAUGUUAAAAUGUAUGUUUACGUAUGUACAUCAUUCUAAUAUCCCAACUUGCUGAAUUAUCAAGAUUAAGGGGGUAUGAUAAUGAUGAUGAUGACGAUGAUGAUGGUGAUGAUGAUGAUGGUAAUGUUGGUGAUGAUGGUGAUGAUGACGAUGAUGAUAGUUAUGAUGAUUAUUAUGAUGGUGAUGAUGAUAACGAUAAUGAUGAUGAUUGAAUGUAUAGUCGUGUUGAUAUUAGUGAUGGUACUGGUAACGAUCGAUGGUGAUGAUGCUGAUUAUGAAGAUGAUGAUUAUGAUGAUGAUAAUGAUGAUAACGACGAUUAUGCUGCUGCUGAUGAUGAUGAUAAUGAUGGUGAUGAUGAUGGUGAUGAUAAAGCGGAUGAUAAUGAUGACGAUGAUGACUGCAUGUAUAGUCUUGUUGAUAUUGGUGAUGGUGUUGGUGAUGAUGGUGAUGAUGAUCUAUACAGGGAUAAGUGAAUAUUAGAAAAAAAUGGAAUAACCUAAGUGGAGAUAAGAUAAAAUGGUAAAUCGGCUAGCCCAAAUGGCUGGUAAACGAACAAGGUUUAGAUAGUUAUAGUUUUUUGGGAUGAGACCAGGUGGCAAAUUAACAUGGUAAUAAUUGAUGACAAUAAUGGUGAUAAUCUCACAAAGUUGGAAAAGUAAGUAUCGACUUCAUUUGAUGAGCGAGAUUUUAGAAUGUGAAAAUGAAAUAUCUUUAACUAUUGUGAUUUUUUUCUUCAAAUUUUAAUCACAUCGGAAAUUACUACAGUUUCCAUGUUUAUGAUUAUUAUUGAGUUCAUCAUGUUUGUAGUCAGUUUGCGUUACUUAUAUUGUCUAAAAAAGUAGAUGGAAGAUGAAACUUUACAUACGUUAUCAAAAAAUGUUCAAUUAUGUUCAUGUAAAUAUUGUUUGUUUGAUUAUAAUUAUAACUGCGUGAUCAUUCUUUUUAUAAUGUCUAUCAUUUUCCCCUACUACUAGUAAUUGUACAUGAUUAUCUACAGUACAUGUUGUUUUUUACCAAUAUAUAUUUUUUCCGGAACCGGAACAAAUAUUGUGUAAAGGUGUAGGAAGGUUAUAUGUAAAUAGAUAUUGCUUUAUAUUCAGCUAGAAAAGGCAAUUCAAUUGUUAGACAUGUGACAAUGAAUGAAGAGAAAAUACAAAUAAAGAGGAAAGCCCCCGACAUCAUAAUAACCACUGAUCUGUAUAAUAGCAAAAGCUUUAACCGAAAAAUACACCCGCUUUAAUUAUACUCAUGUCAUGUGACAAUGAGUAUAAGAGGAAUAUGAGAUGAUCGGGGAAUACCCAUAAAGUCCAUCAUAAUACCAUGACAUCAUUAAUAAAGACUUGGACCGAAAAAAGUACCCAUUAAACUGCACGUAGUGAUUUUCAUUUUCGGGUAUUUUGACAUUCUGACGAGAGUAAAUAAAGUUUGAAGUUUGAGAUGAAAAUAGAUGUUCCCUCGG